Messenger RNA from Thunnus maccoyii (southern bluefin tuna), 3269 nucleotides. It is a transcript of the gene csnk2b, whose product is annotated as casein kinase 2, beta polypeptide. The transcript has 7 exons. Gene Ontology annotation, cellular component: cytoplasm; protein kinase CK2 complex. Lineage: Eukaryota; Metazoa; Chordata; Actinopteri; Scombriformes; Scombridae. The record is from RefSeq and is a predicted model, not a curated record. Bases 149 to 796 code for a protein of 215 amino acids. Gene Ontology annotation, molecular function: protein kinase regulator activity.
CCUGCCGACGAGACACCAGAGGAAGAAGGAGACCUAGCGGGGGUGAACUGGGAGGUGGUGUCCAUCUUAUUUACACCCGUGAGAUCGCUAAAUAUUUGAUCUGCCGGAUUUUACAGCAACAUAAAAGUUGAAAACCGGGUCUUCAGAGAUGAGUAGUUCAGAGGAAGUGUCAUGGAUCUCCUGGUUCUGUGGCCUGAGGGGGAAUGAGUUUUUUUGUGAGGUGGAUGAAGACUAUAUCCAGGACAAGUUCAACCUGACGGGGCUCAAUGAGCAGGUUCCUCACUACCGCCAGGCCCUAGACAUGAUCCUGGACCUUGAACCAGACGAGGAGCUGGAGGACAAUCCCAACCAGAGCGACCUGAUAGAGCAGGCAGCUGAGAUGCUGUACGGCCUCAUCCACGCACGCUACAUCCUCACUAACCGAGGCAUCGCACAGAUGUUGGAGAAAUAUCAGCAGGGAGACUUUGGCUAUUGUCCCCGGGUGUAUUGUGAGAAUCAGCCUAUGCUUCCUAUUGGCCUGUCAGACAUCCCAGGAGAGGCCAUGGUGAAGCUGUACUGCCCCAAGUGCAUGGACGUCUACACACCCAAGUCCUCCAGGCACCACCACACAGAUGGAGCCUACUUUGGCACUGGUUUCCCCCACAUGCUCUUCAUGGUUCACCCUGAGUACAGGCCCAAGAGGCCCGCCAAUCAGUUUGUCCCAAGGUUGUACGGGUUCAAGAUCCACCCCAUGGCCUACCAGCUGCAGCUGCAAGCAGCCUCCAGCUUCAAGAGCCCCGUCAAGGCCAUCCGCUAGAAGACAGAUGAAGAGGAAGAGGAGCAUGGAUUUGUAGAGAGAGAGAGAGAGAGAGAGAGAAGACAGGAAAUAAUUAUUGUCAGAUGGGGGAGAGGUCACCUGCAUUUUACAAAGCUCUUCAGAUGUCCCCUCCCCACCCUGAAGACUGUAUUAUUUUGGUUUAGUUUAGGGCAAAUGAAAACAAAAGUGUAAAGAUUUUUGAGUGUGAGUGAGACACAAGAACGUACAGCCAUGAUCUUCACCACAUACACGUGCACACACACACACACACACACACACACACACACAAACAAACACACACACUUGCAGUCACACACUUGGGAUUCCAUGCACGUACCUUACCAAACUCAUCAGUGCCAAAAACAGGAGGUGAGGUAAGAGGAAGCUGAACAAUACAGGGGCUCCAUGCUGCUGCUUUAUGAGCACACUGAUAAGGAAAAUUAUUCUAUCGUUGGGUGACACUACAGGAUCUGUAGAAAGAGUUUUAAUGUACGGGGCUGUUACAUGAGACAGAAAGCUUAAAAAAAAAAAAAGAAAGAAAGAAAAAGUGCAAUGUUUGGUCAGUUUUCACCUCUGGCUCUGUGGUUUUUUUUCUGUAUUUGGCACAGUUUGGUAAAGAGUGGUGGUAAACCCUCCGUCAUUGGAAGCCUGCCUCCUCUCCCCGUUAGCCCCCUCCCCACCCCCCUCAACCCCCAGUGCAUGUACACUCAGGCUGGCACUCGCAGAGACAGUUUGGACGGGUGUUUUUCUGUAUCACUCGUUUGUAAAAAGAAGAACAAGAAGAAAAAAAAAAUUUGGUUGCUGUUUCUGUCUGAUGUUUUGUGGUGUUGUUGCUGUUUUCACGCAGCGCAAAGCAUUCUGUUAAAUUUGCCUUAAGAUGCAGCGAAAACACCCAGAUGGUGUGAUUGUUCUUAGAAGAGUCUUUAUUUCCUCUGCUGUUAAAGGACGUGUAAUAGAAAUAGAUCAAACUAACAUGAACUUCUGAACUGUUCAGACAAUUUGUAAUCAAGCCUGUGUCAUUUCUCCAGCUGUCUGUGCGCGUGUCAAACAACUGUCUUUAUUGGUACCCAAGUGAGAAUAUAACUUGUGCUACGUUUUUUUUUUUCCCGCGAGACCCCUCUGCAGCAGCAGCCCACCCACCCCCACACCACCACCACCACCACCACCACCACCUUCCCCUCAUUGCUCCAUCUCCCGUAAAGAAAUAGUUUUUGGAAAUGCGUUUACUUCCUGGCAGAGAGUUAAAGAAAAAGAUUGAUACCACUCAUUUCUGUGACGUAAAUAUGAAGCGACUGCUAGCAGCCAGUUAGCUUAGCAUAAAGACCGGAAACAGGAGGGAAACAUAGCCUGGCUCUGUUCACAGGUAACAAAAUCCGCUUAACAGCACCUCCAGAGUUCACUAAUGAACAUGUUUCGUCUUGUUUGUUUAAUCCAUACAAAAACACGUAUAAACACAAGUUGCGGUGUUACAGGGGACUUCAGGAAGUUACUUUGUCCGAGCCAAGAGAUAGUUUGGCACAUAAACCCCUGAAACACUGCAACUUUCAGGUCUUGUACAGAUUAAACAGAAGAGGUGUAAUGUGUUGAUUAGAGGUGCCGGUAGAUUGACUCUCGUUACCUUUGGACUAGAGCUGCAACGAUUAAUCAAGUGAUUGAGAGAAAAUUAAUCUACAACUAUUUUGAUGAUCGAUUAAUCAUUUUGUCAUUUUUUUUCUAAGAAAAAAAUAUGCAAAAACACUCUGGUUCCAGCUUCUUAAAUUGGAAUACUUACUGGUUUCUCAAAACAUUUUAGGUUGUAGCUUGGGAGACAGUGAUCAACAUUUUCCACCAUUUUCUGACAUUUUAUAGAUCAAACGAUGGAUUAAUCGAUAAUGAAAAUAAUCGUUAGUUGCAGCCCUAUUUUGGACAGAGCGACAGUCUUUAUGCUAAGCUAAACUAAACUGUCUUCUGAUCCUAGCCUUUAUAUUUAGCGUACAAACACGAGCAUGUUUUUAAUCUUCCCAUCUAACUCUUAAGCGUAUUUCCCAAAACGUGGAACUAUUUGUUUAAAGAUCAAGGAGGAGACUCAGAGAAAGAGGAAUUUAGACAAUCUGAAUCCUUUGGCUCACUCCACCACUGCACUGAUUCUACUGGUGUCUCUCCACCGCACAGUCUCAUUAUUUAUGUUCAGGUUUAGAGACAAACAGACCACCAGCCGCUUUUUUUUUUUUUUUUUUCUGUUUCUGAAACAUCGGGGCAGAUACACACAUACACACUGCCCUCCCUUCACUCCCUCUCCUGUCUACUUUUGAGUUUGUGUGAUUGGAAUAGGUUUUUUUUUUUCGUUUUUUGGAUUUCAUGAUACAAGAGAAUCGGUAUUUAUGUGUCCAGAUUUUAACUAAUGUUUGUCCAUGUCGUUGUCGUUGUCUUUCUGCUACUGUGGAAGGGUGAGCAGGAUUCAGAAUUCUCAAUAAACUUCUAUUUUCUUUUCAUA